AUGUCCCUGAAGUUUGAUCCGGAUGAUUCCCUCUUGAAUGCGUCCUGGGCCACUGUUCUUCUGAGCGAACGAGAUGUAGCUGGCCAAGUCCCUAUCAACUUUGUCACUACUUCGGCUAUAUCUUUGCGGGCAGCGUGCUUUGGCGACAACAAGUUCGGACGGGCAGCGGGCGGAAAAUGCCUAUCUAACUUGCUUGCUAUCGGCUACCGGCGUUUCAAUGUCGAUCUAUAUUGGUCGCCGGACCAUUCGCGUUGGAUUCUAUGCCCUGUUUCGAUCCCCCAAAACCUGCAUGUUGUGACAACGACCCCUGGCGCUUCUCCAACCGCAACUGCAGAGGCUGCCCAGGGUACGGUCACGGUGGAAUCGGACGAGUCGACGGGGGAUAUACUUUAUGAUCUUGGCCCCUAUAAAUGCUCAGAUGGGCUGGAUCUAGUGGAUGUGCUGGAUAUUUUCCACGAUUACUUCCGGUAUACUGAUACCGAUCUGGUGAUGUAUACGAGAUACCUAUCCUUAAAUCUCCAUGCCGCCGCCGACCCCGCAGAAGCGGGCUCUCCCGCAUCGUUUGUUGACAGCGGACAGCUUCCAGCCAAACGGGAUCGUGUCAGUUCAAUAUUGGACGAACAGCUCGGAUCAUACAUCUAUGGUCCGUCCAGUUUGUUUAAGGAUCGCCGUAACCUGAAUGAAUCUUGGUAUGAAGUUGACGAGACGUAUAAACCUAUCGUUGAAUAUUUCACCAUUGAGAAAGACCCGGGUGGUGUGCAAAGCACGCCAGAUGGGUGGCCUAGCAUGAAAUUCAUCCAACUGGCUGCCGAAAAACGGCUGCUGGUUGAAUAUGGCUCAAUUGAUCCCCAGCUUAGCAGUUAUGAUCUCUCGCAAGAAAACGAUGUCAUAUUUUCUCCUGGUUAUAUGACUUCUACUAUACCCGUCAGCGCCGGCGAUGAUGGAAGUCUAGAUACUGGCUGCUUAUACAAUCCAAAUACAACCGAUGUGUCCAGAGUCAACGCAUCUUGGGCAUUAGCAGACCAUAUCCCUAUUCCGCAAACCCUUAGCGAUCAGUCACUUCUGAAUGUCUCGGACCUAAUUGUGAACCUCACGCAAUGUGGAAUGACGGCCACUCUCAACCAGACCCUGUUCGGCCUUACUGCGGACAACAAGCCAGACCCAUACCGCAACCUUACUUUAUCAUCCUCCUGGGCGUGGACCCUAGGCGAACCUGCAGCGCGGCCCUCCGACCUUGACUACGCCGAAUCGGACGACAAGCGUUGCGCCGUCAUGGACCUCACCCUCGAUGGACGAUGGCGCACCGCAAACUGCAGCGAAACGCACCGCGCCGCUUGUCGCAUAGACAAUCAACCAUACCGCUGGGCUCUCUCCACGGACGCCUUUACAUACCACGACGCAUACGACAACGCCUGCCCAUCACCCAGGCAAUUCUCAGUGCCCCGCACAGGUCUCGAAAACACAUACCUAUUUCGCCAUUUGCUCUCUUUGUCACCAGGACUUGUUGACCCUGCAUCUUCUGACCCGCUCAAGCGCGAGGUUUGGAUCGACUUCAAUUCCAUCGAUACGGAAACCUGUUGGGUAACUGGUGGUUCUGAAGCCAAAUGCCCUUAUACAUCGGAUCCAGACCAGCUUGAAAAACGCACAGUCCUGGUUGCUGCUAUUGCUGGUAUAGUUAUUUGCAUAAUUGCCGCUUUGACGUUGUUCGUCAAAUGCAAUGCCAAUCGGCGGAACUCGAGGCGGAACAAGAGAGUUAUUCAGGGUUGGGAGUAUGAAGGGGUGCCGUCUUAA
Molecule: messenger RNA, 1791 nt
Organism: Aspergillus versicolor CBS 583.65
Lineage: Eukaryota; Fungi; Ascomycota; Eurotiomycetes; Eurotiales; Aspergillaceae
Product: Lectin C-type domain protein
Exons: 2
Coding region: 1-1791 (596 amino acids)
Source: RefSeq, a predicted model, not a curated record